This is a messenger RNA of Scophthalmus maximus (turbot), 3833 nucleotides long. RefSeq names its product transmembrane and coiled-coil domain family 1b (gene tmcc1b). The record is from RefSeq and is a predicted model, not a curated record. NCBI's taxonomy places the organism in Eukaryota, Metazoa, Chordata, Actinopteri, Pleuronectiformes, Scophthalmidae. The coding region runs from base 755 to 2749 and encodes 664 amino acids. The transcript has 9 exons. Gene Ontology annotation, cellular component: endomembrane system.
ACACAAUCCUCUCAGCGCCCAUGUAAGUUCACAUUAACAAAACGUUUCCUUCUUUUUUUUCCUCCUUCAGCGAACUGCUUCUUGAAUCAAACGUGUUUCCGUGUUGUCCGGCUUUCAGCGGAGCCACGGGUGGUUCGCGUGGUUUAUCCUUCAGUCGCUGCCGCCUGGCGCGGUGCCCUGGUCGCCUGUAGCUAACCAUGGCUGAAGCGGUGUGUUUUUCCUUUUUUUUUUCUUUUUUUUUUUCUUCUUCUUCCUGUACAUAAAUUGGCCAGGGAGCCUAGCCUCCUUAGCUAGCCUGCUAACUGACAGAGUGGACGGGUUGCGUGUGAGCGCCUGUUUCGAUCCCCUGGACAGCCUGGGCGGCAUGUGAUUUUUCUAAAUGUCCUUGGAAACAGCUGACUAAAGUUUGACAGCUAUCUCAUCAGAACUGACCAGAGAGCCCGGCGCAGGAAAGUUGCUGGGAUUAUUAAGCCCUUUCCUGUUUUUAUAGACCCACACUUCAUCUGCUGAUGACCACAUAUAAAGCCAGUCCUGAGUUGUGAGUCAGAAGAGGGAAAGGCUGGGCUGAUGACAAGCAUGACAUUGAGCCAAGUCACAGAUGCAUGCCCACUCAAAAGGCCCAACUGAGCACCAACCCCUCUGCUUCCUGGCUUUCAACUGGCCUCUCAGAGGGGGUGGGGGCGGUGUCUACGGGGCAUAGCUGUUCCCUUCACCCCCCCCAAGUAGAACCUCUCUGUGAAACUGGAGGUCUCUGAUGGAUCAAGGUAGUUGUGAACUGAGUCCAGAGGAGCCGGACACAGGAGGCCGAGCAGAGUCGGAGCUGGGCAGGAGGGCGUCGGAGUCAGAGCAUGGCUUGUCCAAAAUCACCCAUAAUGCCCUGGAGAACAUGGGAGCGUUGGGCCAUGGCCUGAAGCACUUCUUCCAGCCACAGCGCCGACGCUCCUCCGUUUCCCCACAUGACUCCGCCGUGUGCUGCACAGGCGCCCCUCCCUCCGAACCCACUGAUGUAGGGUCAGAAGUAGGGGACGCCUCGUUGGCCCUCCCUUUGGAUUCUGACAACCCCGCUGCUCCCGCCCCUCCUGCAGCUCUGAGCCGUGUUCUUCAGCAGAUCCGAGGUGCUCCACCAAUGAUGAAGAGAGGCACCAGCCUGCAGAGUCGGCGCAGCAAAACAGGGAGCGUUGGGGAUCCCCCCCAGAAAGGUAGCCCCCAGAUCCACAGGCGCAGCACCCAUGAGGCCCUGCUGCACGCUGGACGCCCACGCUCCUCCUCGACUACAGACACACCCAGCAGCCCAGGCUUAGCUGACGUGCUGCUGACCUCUGGUUACCACUCCACUGAGGAGCCUGACAAGGAUGAACCGGUGAAUGGGGAGAUGAGCUUUCAGCUGGGGAAGCUGGAUCGUUAUGAUGGCUCGGGCCCUGCUGUGUCACCCAAUGCUCUUCCCUACGGUGCAGACGGAUAUGAUGUAGUUGACAGUACCCCAGACCCCCAGCGAACUAAACAGGCCAUUGCCCAACUUCAACAGAAGAUCCUCAAACUCACGGAACAAAUCAAGAUCGAACAAACUGCUCGCGAUGACAAUGUGGCUGAAUACCUGAAACUCGCCAACAAUGCAGACAAACUACAGAGUGCACGCAUCAAACAGGUGUUUGAGAAGAAGAACCAAAAGUCGGCCCAGACCAUCCAGCAACUGCAGAGGAAGCUGGAGCACUAUCACCGGAAGCUCCGUGAGGUGGAGCACAAUGGCAUCCCUCGCCAGCCCAAAGACGUUUUCCGUGACAUGCACCAGGGGCUUAAAGACGUUGGAGCCAAGGUGACCGGUGGCUUCUCCAGUUUCUCGCAGGCCACUCAUUCUGCAGCUGGAGCAGUGGUGUCCAAGCCAAGAGAAAUUGCUUCCCUCAUUCGUAACAAGUUUGGCAGCGCUGAUAAUAUUGCAGGCCUGAAAGACUCUUUGGAUGAAACCCAGGGAGACGAAGGCGUUGGUCCUGGGGCAGCAAGGACCCUUGGGACGGGACAGUUGCAGUCCAGCCCAAAGUAUGGCAGUGAUGAUGAUUGUUCUAGCGCUACGUCUGGCUCUGCAGGAGCCAAUAGCACUACUGGAGUUCCCGGAGGUCCCCCUAGCUCCAAGGGCAAUACCCUUGAUCAUACCCAGGCCUCAGGCUUUGAUGCUGUUCUCCAUGAGAUUCAAGAGCUCCGGGAAAACCAAGGUCGACUUGAGGAGUCCUUUGACAAUUUAAAAGCCCACUAUCAGCGCGACUACACAUUGAUCAUGGAGGCCUUGCAAGAGGAACGAUACAGGUGUGAACGUUUAGAAGAACAACUCAAUGACUUGACAGAGCUACACCAGAAUGAAAUUCUGAACUUGAAACAGGAACUAGCCAGCAUGGAGGAGAAGAUUGCUUAUCAGUCUUAUGAAAGAGCAAGGGACAUUCAGGAGGCACUGGAGGCCUGUCAGACGCGAAUCUCCAAGAUGGAGCUGCAGCAGCAACAGCAGCAAGUGGUGCAGCUGGAGGGUUUGGAGAAUGCCACAGCGCGGACUCUCCUCGGAAAACUAAUCAAUGUGCUACUAGCUGUCAUGGCAGUCCUGUUGGUGUUUGUGUCCACUGUGGCGAACUGUGUCGUCCCAUUAAUGAAAACACGAAGCCGCACGCUUUCAACGCUGCUCCUUGUAAUCCUCCUCGCCUUCCUCUGGAGGCACUGGGACGCCAUUUCAGAGUGUCUGCAUCGCUUUCUUCUGCACCCCAGAUGACCGGCUUGGACAGGCUUAUUUAAAUGAAGGGACAGGGGGUUUGGUGCUGACGUACUAACAGGAGCACUAACCCAUACAGGGAGUUGAGUCUCUAUAGUCAUACCUUAGUCCUCUUGUUCUGCAAAUUCUCAAAACUCUCAGGAGGAUUGCAUCAGAGGAUUGUCACUUUAUCACUUUUUAAUGUUUUUGUUGUUUUUUUUUAAAGAUAAAACCGAAUAAGGGGAGGAAUGGUUAGAUGUUUGGUACUGGCUUUGUGGUGCUGUUGUGUGGCACUAGCACAUUCUGAAAGGGUGAAUGGGGCAUAGUUGAAGGAGGGGCGGAGAGAACUGCACACUUGAUUUCUCUCUUCUGAGUGAAUUUGUUUACAUGUGGAAAACUUUGCAUCGUUUCCCCACAGAAGAAAUUGUAAUUCAGAAUUUUAUUACUUUUGAGGCGAUUUUAAAGUGGUAUUGUUUGAAGUCACUGCUAUUUUUAAUACAGCUGAUUGAUGGCUUUUUAAAUUUCUUUCGACUGUAAUGAGAUGACAAGUGUUCUGAGAAUUUAAUUGUUCACACUUUCUUUUUGUAAGUUCUCCCUCUCUUCUGGUCUUACCAUUCAGGUUUGUUUUUUCCCAGUCUGCCCUUUCUUUCCUCUCUUUUUAAAUUUAACUUGUGUGACCAACUCUUCCUCUUCUUGCUCAACACACUCUGAAGAAUGGAGUGCUUGCACAUCAGCUACAUUGCUCUGGAAUCAAGACAUUUUUCACUGGAUCAAAUAGUAGGGAGUUUCAUGACUUGUUUCAUUUGGACGUGUGAUGUGAAGUCAAUAACACUGGUUCUGCCACGACCAGGAUAUUACUAUCAAGAGCGUCUUGUUUGGAGUUGCGACCCGGCCCUCUGGGCCAACUGGAUCCGACUGUCCUGGUGGCUUUUCCUCUGCAGAAGAAUAAUCUAUGAACUGAAUUACAUACUUGAAGAGCGGUUUAAGUGCUCAAAGACUCAGUGCUUCCGUACUGUUUCUGUUAGUGACAAUGAAAUAGUAAUACUUUUUAGUUGAUUUUUUUUAUUUUUUAAAAACAAAUAAAUUUGCUGUUUUAAAAGAUGAA